This is a messenger RNA of Closterium sp. NIES-65, 2031 nucleotides long. Lineage: Eukaryota; Viridiplantae; Streptophyta; Zygnematophyceae; Desmidiales; Closteriaceae. The record is from the annotation of a GenBank genome assembly.
AUGGCUUCGCUCGCGGGAAUCGUGCGACAGCUCGCGCAGCUAUCCGACCACGCCGCGGCGGUAUUCGAAAGCCUGUCGGCGGAAGUGGCGGACGUGGGGAGGCGGCGCGCGGCUAUUGUGACGCGCGUGGCGGAUGUUGAAGCGCGGUUAUCGCGGAUUGAGCUGCGCACGCUGCGGGACACGCAGCCUGUGCGGCUUGUGUAUGCGCCAGGGUCCACGUGGAGGUUUGGUGACGCCACACAUGGGCCAGUGCACGGGCAAGGGCGGAGUGGGCAUGGGCAUGAUAACAUAUUUCAGCCUGGCACGCGACCGGCGUUUCUGCAAUGGCAGUACGUGCAGGCGGGCCCGCAGCGUGCGGUGGGGCAUGCUGCGCUGCCUUGCUACGAGUGUGGUGCUUCGCGCAGAGAUGAUCCCUCCUCCAAACGAACCAACGCAGAGCGAGGGGUGCCAGGAUCAGCACUGGGGGGAGAGGAAACAAAAGCACUUACUCUGGGUGUGGCAGAAUGGAGCAGGGCAGGGAUCGGCAGGAGAGACGACACGAGUGAAGCUACUGGAAAGGCCAAGGGAGGGGCAGGUGGCAAGGAGGAGGGUGAGAAGGAGGAAGGAGAGGAGGGAGGUUGUAACCGAGGAUUGCUGACGCCUACCGCUCGUGAGCCUGCUACACAUGAGCCUUCCCCACAUGAGCCUUCCUUGCAUGAAAUUUCCCCACAAACGCCUGUUGCGCAUGAGUCUACACCGCAUGCAUAUGCACAUGCACAGGGCGAGGGUGACGAAUGGGGAGCAGACAAGAGUGAGGCGACGAGUGGGGGUAACCCGGUGACGGUAGGAGGAGUAGCGGCAUUGGCAACAGCAGCGGGAGAACCUAGUGAGACGUGUCAGAAUAUGAUGGUGGGAAGAGGAGCAGCAUUGGCAACGGCAGUGGGGGAAAUGAUGGUGCGGGUGGUGGGGGAGGAUAGUGAGGGUGGUGGAGGGGAGGGAGGGGAAGUGGGGGAGGGAGGGAAGGAAGUGAAAGGAGAGGAGGAGUGGGUGGGGCAGCAGAGGCGGCAUCAUAUGGAAGAGGAAGAAGAAGGUAGUGCUUCAAUGCAGAGGGAUGAUGCUUCAAGUACAGAUCUCGUGGUUGAGAACGGUUCUGCAGAAUGUGAGGGAACGGGCGACGAGGAAAUGAGCGAAGAAACGGGAGAUACGGAAGAGAGUUGGGACGAGGGAGCGAGGGAUGGGGAGGAGACGGUGGUGGUUGGGGGUGGAGGAGGGUUGCUGGGUGGGAGCUUCGGCGAGUGGCAGCAUGGGGAGGUGGGAGGCGGGCAGCGGGUUAUCGCCGCUGUUGUUCUCACGUGUGGCUUGCUUGUAGAUGGUGAUGGUGAUGAUGGCAUUGAUGCUGGCUUUGAUAAUGGAAGCCUGUAUGGCUCCAGAGACAACUGUUACACUGGUCAUCACGUUGAGAAGGGGGAACAGGUUGGGCACAUUGUAGAGUUCAGGCAGGGAGAGGAGGAGGGGGUGCUGUUGACCUGUGCACACCAUUCACAUGCGCUCCAGCAGGGAGUGGAAGAGAAGGAAUCUGGAGCAGCCGUCGUCGCUGCUGCUGCCGCUAUUCCAGCUGACUUCUCUCCUGCUGCUGCUGCUGCUGCUGCUGCUGCUGUUGGCAGUCCUGUGGACGCUGCUGCUGCUGGCAAGUCAAGUGCUGCUGCGGCAGGAGGUGGCCUCAUGAGGCGUCUGCAUGGACCCAAGCUGAGGCAGUUAAAGCCCUGGUUGCGCCCGGACAAGCUCCCGCUGCUCUCUCCCUCCAGCCCGCUCUCCCCACAGGCAGAUGAAGGCUGCAUAAGCCCGCCUCCCCUUGGUCUGCCAUUGCAAGCAGUGGAGGAAGAGCCCGUGCAUGCAUCGACUCGCAGCCGUAGCAACAGAGCCCAUGUAGGUGGUGCUGGGGUGGUGACAGGCAUCACCAUGUUCAGACUGUUCGCAAAGGGCAUGGGUGUGUUCACUCUUCGCCAAGAUUGGACUGUAACUGGGGGGCCCAAGAUGCCAAAGGUGCAUUGA